Molecule: messenger RNA, 776 nt
Organism: Musca vetustissima
Lineage: Eukaryota; Metazoa; Arthropoda; Insecta; Diptera; Muscidae
Product: cell adhesion molecule Dscam2-like
Exons: 5
Biological process (GO): dendrite self-avoidance; homophilic cell-cell adhesion; axon guidance
Cellular component (GO): plasma membrane; axon
Molecular function (GO): cell-cell adhesion mediator activity
Source: RefSeq, a predicted model, not a curated record
AUGGUAUCGUGUAUCGGAUUCAUCAGCCCUAUAUCCAAUACCAUCGUCACAGCGUGUGAUAUUAUCCCGAACAUUGUUGCUUAUCAAAAAUGCUGACGAACGUGAUGCAGGCAAAUGGGUCUGUCAAGCAUCAAAUCAAUUUGGCGAACAGCGGAUUGAAAUUCGUUUAUUUGUGAAUUCAUAUGUUUCCGUUCACAUCUUGCCACAAGUUCAAAUUGUCAAUUCGGGUGGAACGGCAAUUUUCAAUUGUUCGACAACGGGUUCGGCGAUCGAUAACAUCGAAUGGCUGCACAAUGGCAAACCAUUGCAGGAGGAUAAUAUUCUAACCACUGGACGUGAUAACUUACGUUUUUUGGCGAAAAAUUCUUUAAUGAUAACGAAUGUAGGUCGCCGAGAUCGUGGCGUCUAUCAGUGUCUGGUUGAAAAUCAAAAGUCGAGUGCCCAAGCCAUGGCUGAAUUAAAAUUGGGUGAUACUGUGCCAGAAUUGAUUUAUACGUUCAUUGAACAGAACGUACGACCUGGGCCAUUAAUAUCGCUUAAGUGUUCAGCCAGCGGUUCACCGCCACCACAGUUCUCCUGGCUAUUGGACUCCCAGCCCAUUAUGGAUGUUUCUCUGCAUCAUCGCUUUGCAAUUGGCCAAUUUGUCGAUAUGUCUGGCGAUGUGAUAAGUCAUUUGAAUAUUUCACAUGUACGACCCGAUGAUGGUGGACUUUAUAAAUGCAUAGCAACGAAUACGAUGGGCAGUGUGGAACACUCGGCACGUCUUAACGUUUAUG